AGCAAUGAUUCAGAGAAGAUGGGGUGCCUGAGCGCUGGUCAGACUUACGUCAGUCCUGUUGUUAAAUACACGCUUUUCUUCUAUAACUUAUUAUUUUGGCUCAUAGGACUGGUGGCAGUGGGGCUAGGAGUGUGGGCAUUUGUGGAAAAGACAAAAUAUGCUGAAGUGAACAUCAAUGGGGUGGCUGACCUUCUCUUUGACAUCUCCAUCAUCUUCAUUGUUGUCGGCAUCAUCAUUUUUUUCCUAGGCUUCUGCGGCUGCAUUGGUGCCCUCCGUGAAACUGUUAUUCUGCUCAAAAUUUAUUACAUCGCCUUGGUGGUGAUAUUUCUGGUGUUGGUAGCUGGCUCAGUCAUGGCGUUUGCCUUCAAAGAUCAGAUCAUUACAGCCUUAACCGAUGAACUGAAGGACACUGUUAUAACAAAAUACCACGAUGACCCAGAGCUGCAGGGCAUUGUGGACUGGUUUCAGGAAGAGUUUCAGUGUUGUGGAGCCAGUGAAGCAGGAUAUAAAGACUGGAACAAAAACAUGUAUUUUAACUGUACGAGUGCUGACUCCACAGCAGAGAACGGCUUCAACUCUAUCAAAUGUGACGUCCCUUAUUCCUGUUGUAGGAACCCUGACAGCUUUAAUAUUGGUUUGCCAAAUUUGCUGUGUGGAGCUGACAUGCUGCAGAAAUUAAUAAGUACAGCCAACAAAGAGAUCUACACGGAUGGGUGCGUGGACGCUGUGAUCAAGUGGGCAGAACAGAAUCUACACAUAGUGGGGAUAAUUGCAGUCUGCGUGGCAGUGCCACAGCUGGUGGGAAUAUUCCUAGCUCGUGUUCUGGAGGGUCAGGUGCUGGAUCAGAAGGCCCAGUGGGAGUACAGUCGUCGCGUGUAACCCUCCCCAUCCUCAGCCGCCCACCCAUCAUCACCACCUCACCACGUCUGCGAUUCUUUCGUUUCACCGCUUACACAGCCUAACCUCGCACAGUGAGAUCUAACAUUGUCAGAUCUCACAGUGUUAGGACCUAAUUUUAUGUGACCUCAUUGCAUGUUGCCUAAAAUUAUCAGACGCUGCAGAGUCUGGCCUACUUUUGUCAGACCUCACUGUGUCAGGCCUAAAAUUGUCAGACCUCAUUCUGUGAAGUCUGACGAUUGUUAGGCCUGACACCAUGAGGCCUACCAUUGUUAGACCUCAGUGUCAAGCCUACAUGUAACAUUGUCAGUCCUCACGGUGUCAUACGUAGAUGUAACAUUGUCAGACCUCACAAUGUCAAGCCCACAUGUAACCUGUCAGACCUCACAGUGUCAAGCCUACUUGUAACAUUGUCAGUCCUCACAGUAUCAGACAUACUUGUAGCAUUGUCAGACCUGACAGUGUCAAGUCUACAUGUAAUAUUGUCAGACCUGACAGUGUCGGGGCUACCAUUGUCGGACAUCACAGUAUCAGACGGAAAAUUGUCAGACCUCACAGUGUUGGGCCUACCAUUGUCAGACCUCACAGUGUUGGGCCUACCAUUGUCAGACCUCAGUGUUGGGCUUAAUACUGCCCAUCCCAAACUGUCAGACCUUACAGGGUCAGAUUUUUAAUUGUCGAAUCUCAGGCCUAAUGGUAGGCGUUGUGGUGUAAAAACUUACAUGUAACUGGUAAAAUAGUGUAUGAGAUAUCACUAUGUCAGACCUCAGAGUGUCAGACAACAUGACACACUAUGAGGCCAAGACAGAUGACACAGUGACACCCCACAGUGUCAGAUACCAUGUCUAGCCUCAGUCUGUUAGGUUUCCUGGAGUUUUCCAACGGUGUAUGUGGCCUGUUUAGGUUGAAGCCAGAGUUGUUUAAGAACAACCCCUGGAGUUCUUUCUCGUCCUAAGUAUUACGUCAGUUAACACGGCCUUAUACAUUGUACAUCUAUAUUUAUUCUACCAACGGAUCUACAUAUAAACUGAUAUAUACGUGAUAUGUCCAACUGUGACAACUGUUUAUCAUAUUGAUGCAUGAAUAUGUGUGUGUGUGAAGUGCUCGUCUGAAUGUUGUUACUUCCUAAUAUGGCUCUUUGUCAUUUUCCUGCUUUGGGUACUGGUGUACUUAUUCUGUCAUCUCCAUGCCUUUUCUACUGAAUCUAGGGUGCAUGAGUUCAUUCUGGACCUGUACUGUAAAGAAUAGCACAAGCAGAAAGUAAAAGUAAUCCUUUAUCCUUUAAAACAUAACAUUGGACACAUGUAAUACGGUACUUUGAUGACACUUAGCCUGAUCAUCUUGUCUACAAUUAUAAUUCUACACUAAAUUUACAAUAUUUGUGAAAAGCAGAGCAUGCAGUAUGUUAAAAGCAACUUGUUCAUUGUCAUAUGUGGCUUAUCUGAUCAAGAGUUCAGGAGCAUGUUGUAUUUUGCAGUGAUUUAUUAUCAGUUUGGGAAAUGUUUGCUUGCUUGCUAUUUUACCUGUGCCAAAUGGUGUCAUGUCAAAGGUCAUGUUGCAGGCUUCAUACAGGGUUGGGCAUCAUCCAUCUUCCUUGUCACAUGCAGUACAGAUGUUUCCAAACCAAAUUCAUACCAGCGAUCAAUAAUCUGAUAAUAAUAUCAAUAAUAUACUGAUCUUUAUCCAAACCCGACAUUUAUUCUUCCUGCUGAGGCAGUAAACUGAACAAGUCAUCUGUUUGUCCGAAGCAGUAUUGUCAGGCAUGGAACACCCUACACUUAGACAUAUUGAACCCAGUUAUGGCUGUUACAUGGAAUGGCAUUCAGACAGUCAUCAUAUGUCCACCUUCCAGCCAUAAUAAAUACAGGGUAUUAGACUACAAACUGGCUGCUGAGUAUCUAUGGUCCCCCAAGCACAUAGACCAUUCAGACCCCACAUCUUAUGCCAACCCUCCAACACAUCCGAUGUCCCACCACCCCUUCUCAUGACAGUGUUACUUUCCAUUCCAUUCCGGUCCAUUCACAGAAAGAUUGAACAUUGUAACCGAUGCGUGGGACAUCUGGUUAAUCUAUUUGCAGCAAUACUGCGUAUGAUUGGCCAUUUGUAUGUUCCUGAUUGACAGUUCCAAUAGGUAUGUUGGAU
Liolophura sinensis is the source of this 3039-nucleotide messenger RNA. RefSeq names its product tetraspanin-33-like. The transcript is spliced from 7 exons. Lineage: Eukaryota; Metazoa; Mollusca; Polyplacophora; Chitonida; Chitonidae. The coding region runs from base 19 to 879 and encodes 286 amino acids. Gene Ontology annotation, cellular component: plasma membrane. The record is from RefSeq and is a predicted model, not a curated record.